Messenger RNA from Hibiscus syriacus, 741 nucleotides. RefSeq names its product 14 kDa proline-rich protein DC2.15-like. The record is from RefSeq and is a predicted model, not a curated record. The transcript has a single exon. The coding region runs from base 93 to 494 and encodes 133 amino acids. Lineage: Eukaryota; Viridiplantae; Streptophyta; Magnoliopsida; Malvales; Malvaceae.
CCUUCUCCCUUCCCUCCAUAUUUCCCAUCCUCAAACACUCCUACUUUUAGCUCUAAGAACAAGCAAGCCAAGUAGGGUUUUAGAAGAUCAAAAUGGCCUCAAAAAGAUCAGCUUCCAUGGCCCUCUUCUUGGCACUCAACAUUCUCUUCUUUUCCCUUGGCAGUGCUUGCAACUCCUGCCCUUCCACCAACCCUAACCCUAACCCAAGGCCGAGGCCGAGGCCGAACCCCACCCCAUCUGCAAGAGGAAAAUGCCCCAGGGAUGCCCUUAAAUUAGGUGUUUGUGCCAAUGUGCUUAACUUGGUCAAUGUGGUAAUUGGUUCACCCCCGGUGAAACCAUGCUGCUCCCUUCUCCAAGGCCUGGCCGAUCUCGAAGCUGCCGUUUGCCUAUGCACUGCACUCAGAGCUAACGUGUUGGGCCUGAACCUUAAUAUCCCAGUUUCACUCAGCUUGCUUCUCAACGUUUGCGGAAGGAGUACUGACUUCCAAUGCUAAAUUGUCAGUUUUCACUAUCGUCGUUUUUAUGGUUUUCAGUAUUUCUAGUAAAUCAGUGUUUUCAUUUGUAAGUUUGUUGUUAUGUUUUUCUAGUGGGAAUUGAUGCCGAAUAAGUCUAAUACUUUUCUUCAAAUGUCAUUCUUAGAGAUUUCUGUAUCUCUAAGGGACAUGAAAAGACUUGUAUUAACUAUGUUUUUUGUUGUUUCCUUAUCUAUUUAUUAAUAAGAUCUCUAAAGCUAGUUUCAUA